Molecule: messenger RNA, 1974 nt
Organism: Nematolebias whitei (Rio pearlfish)
Lineage: Eukaryota; Metazoa; Chordata; Actinopteri; Cyprinodontiformes; Rivulidae
Gene: cdc14ab
Product: cell division cycle 14Ab
Exons: 16
Coding region: 192-1961 (589 amino acids)
Biological process (GO): regulation of exit from mitosis; microtubule cytoskeleton organization; positive regulation of cytokinesis
Cellular component (GO): mitotic spindle; centrosome; spindle pole
Molecular function (GO): protein tyrosine/serine/threonine phosphatase activity; protein serine/threonine phosphatase activity
Source: RefSeq, a predicted model, not a curated record
GAUGGGACACCAAGAAGAAAGUUUUGAAAACUAUUUUUUAAGAAAUAAAACUCAGCCCGGGUGGAUGCUAACGAGCUGCUAGCAGAAAGUUUCUGGAGCUCAGGGUGGGAGGCGUCGCGCCGCAGGAAUUAGACGGAGCCGCGUGAGCGGAGGGUGUGACGCACUCCCUGGUCCAGUCUGCCCAGUUCGGGAUGGCAGAGGACAGCGAUAUGAAGGGAACAGCAGAGUUUAUCAAAGACCGUCUCUACUUUGCCACGUUACGCAGCAAACCCAAAAGCACGGCCAACACGCACUACUUCUGCACCGACGACGAGUUCGUCUACGAGAACUUCUACGCAGACUUCGGACCUCUGAACCUGGCCAUGCUGUAUCGAUACUGCUGCAAGCUGAACAAGAAGCUAAAGUCGUUCACGCUAACCAGGAAGAGGAUCGUCCACUACACCAGCUUCGACCAGAGGAAGAGGUCCAACGCUGCGGUUCUGAUCGGAGGCUACGCCGUGAUCUACCUGAAGAAAACUCCAGAAGAAGCUUACAGAGCUCUGAUCUCUGGGUCCAACGCCUCCUACCUGCCAUUCAGAGACGCUGCCUUCGGGAAUUGCACCUACAACCUGACAGUGCUGGACUGUCUGCAGGGAAUCAGGAAGGCUCUGCAGCACGGAUUCUUUGACUUUGAGUCAUUUGAUGUGGAAGAGUACGAACACUAUGAGCGUGUGGAGAACGGAGACCUGAACUGGAUCGUCCCGGAGAAGUUUUUGGCCUUCAGCGGACCCCAUCCUAAAUCUAAAGUAGAAAACGGUUACCCUCUUCACGCGCCCGAGGCUUACUUCCCCUACUUCAGAAAACACAACGUGACCACCGUCAUCCGCCUGAACAAGAAGAUCUACGACGCCAGGCGCUUCACCAACGCCGGCUUCGAACACUACGACCUCUUCUUCGUGGACGGCAGCACGCCCAAUGACAUCAUCGUCCGCCGUUUCCUGUACAUCGGUGAGAACGCGGCAGGAGCUGUGGCGGUCCACUGCAAAGCCGGACUGGGCAGAACGGGCACUCUGGUCGGCUGUUACCUGAUGAAGCAUUACCGCUUCACGGCCGGCGAGGCCAUCGCCUGGAUCAGGAUCUGCAGGCCGGGUUCUGUCAUCGGGCCGCAGCAGAACUUCCUGGAAGAGAAGCAGACGUUGAUGUGGCUGCAGGGCGACAGCUACCGCGCUCAGAAAGGGAAAGCGGAAGACAAGGCGGUGCCUCGACUCAUCACCAGCAUGGACGAGCUCUCCUUAAACACCAGAUCGUCCAUCUCCACCCAUCUGCAGGAGGGCAGCCUUACAGACGGUUCAGGUCUGACUCAGGGAGACAAACUAAGAGCCCUGAAGAGCCGACGUCCUCCUCGACCGUCCACCGCUGGAGCACUGAGGGUUGACGAGAUGAAGAUGCAGAGCCGCUCCUCUUCGCAGCCGCUCAGGUUGUCGAUGGGGGGCGGUCAGGGACACUCCUCCGCACUCAAGCCCUCCAAAUUCCCAGCAUCCUCUGCUUCCGCCGCAGCCAAACGGAUCGGGAGGAACUCUUCAUCGCUGGCGUCGAAUGUGAGAAGCUCGGCCUUUGGUUUGCGAUUGGCCAACUCCCUCGGCGAUCUCUACACCGCUGACAUCGAGGAGGACGAGAAGACGCCGUACUCCUCUGCUCCUCCCUCCUCCUCUGUAUCUUUAGGCCCCUCCCCCUCAUCUAUUGCCCCGCCUUCUCUAUCUUGCUACGGUAACGGACCUCGCGGUUUGCAGCACGAAGUCAACAACAACGGCGGCGCCCUGUACGGCGGCUCUGUGGCGCCACCUGCGGGCAAAAGUUUUAUCCGCUCGCUGCAUCAGGACCCCUUCAGUGGUCACGGGCCCUAUAGUGCCACGAAGGGCCCCUCGGGACGCUACCUGAGCCGCUCCAUACCUUCUCUUCGGUCGGAAUACGUCCAGUACUAAGACUCCAGGUCCC